Molecule: messenger RNA, 2367 nt
Organism: Dreissena polymorpha
Lineage: Eukaryota; Metazoa; Mollusca; Bivalvia; Myida; Dreissenidae
Product: tetratricopeptide repeat protein 19, mitochondrial-like
Exons: 3
Coding region: 43-1173 (376 amino acids)
Biological process (GO): mitochondrial respiratory chain complex III assembly
Cellular component (GO): mitochondrial inner membrane
Molecular function (GO): protein binding
Source: RefSeq, a predicted model, not a curated record
AACGUCCGCAUCCGAAUAUUUCCAUUAGUGAUGUAAACAAAUAUGGCGACUUACUUAAAAUAUCUUUCUAAUUUUCGAAGUUGUAUGACAAUACUUAAAUUUAAACGGGCUUUGAAAACAGAAAGUCGCCAAUUUACCCUGAUUUCAAAGCAAUUAUCGAGACAGAAGCUCAGGGUCCCUACAUUUCUUGGUGGCACCUGGGCCUUUCUUGGUCUGUUUAGCGUGGACAAAAAUGUGUCUGAAGACAGCCAGGUCAGAAAAGUGGUCUCCAGAGGCAUCGUGGCUCGACAGAAUGGGAAAAUAGAUGAGGCAAGUCAGGCUUUCCACGAGGCUCUACAGAAGUCGACAGACUUCAAGAACGAGAAGAGAAUUUCCGAUAACAUGCACCUGAACCACCGGGUGUUCAUUUACGACCAGAUAGCUGAUAUGAUGCUGGAUAUUGGUGAUUAUAAGAAUGCAGAGCUCGUCUUUAAAGAUACCAUGAAACUGGCCUUGCAGUUAGGAAUGGCAGAGGACGACAAUGCUAUGAUAGAAAUGUCUCUGAAGCUGGCAACCAUUUAUUUGUACACUGGGCGAAUGGAUAUUGGCGUGGUAGGUAUUCGUCAUUGUAUCGCUGAACAGGAAAAGAAGCUGGGAGCCAAAAAUGAGGAAAAGGAAGUGGAUAAGAAUGUAGCUAAAGAUACAAAAGCAGCACUUGAAGAGGAACAGAACACCAAGGUGUUGUUGGGGAAAGCAUACAGGCAUUAUGGCAACUAUCACAUGCAAUUACGGGAAUUUAAAGAGGGCAAAGAAAUGAUGGCCAAAGCAUUGAAGGUCAGUCAAGAUGUAUUGGGAGAGAAUGAUGACACUUCAUUUGUGAUAAUGAACGACAUGGCGACAUGUGAAAUACUGUUAGAGAACUAUAAAGAUGCUGAAAACUUGCUGAAGGAAGCUGUCGUGAAUAGCGGUCGAGUGAAAAGUUCUGUCCAGUCUGCUCUGUUGUCAAAUCUAGGGGCGUUGUAUAUAAGAACAAGCCGUUACGAAGAGGCUGAACAUGCUUGCCAGAGGGGACUUACAGUGGCGGAGAAAGCUAAUGACAGAAUGUUGAUGUUGCCUUGUAAAGCUUGUUUAAUGAAGCUUCAGAGUCUGAAGAAGAAAGUUGAAAAUGACAAAGAAGAUGAUGAUGAAGACUGAUGCGAAAGGAAUUCAAUUUUUUAUCAUUUUAUUCAUGGCUAUAAUAAGCCGUUAGUACUUCAGUCCAUUUGAAAAUACUAGAAAUGCUGCUUUGCAGAUAAUUGCUCAGACUAUCAGCGCUCACUCGGUCAUAUAAUGAGAAAUGACUGGUUUAAUACUGAUGUUCAUAUUUAUUCGUUGCCUUUCAAUGUUUCAUCGUAAACCGUAAAAACUCGAUACUCGACCAAGCUGGCUGAAAUUCUAUUCAUUUGAACAUUACAAUUUAGGUUUUUGUGUGUUGAUAUAACUUUCCUUUAAAUGGCUGCGAUACCACAUGUAAAAAACAAUCAAAGCGCAUGCACAUAAUAAGCGGUUACAUUCCACUAAACUAGUUGCAGCAAAGACAUUCACACUGACUGGUUCUGUAAAAAUGUAGUAGCCUAAGAAUUUAUUGUUAAGAAUUGUGUUGAUGUUUGUUUAGUUUUAAUUGUUUGAUAUGGGGUUCUAGUAUAAUAAAUUAAAUAAUUUGAACAGGUUAGCUGUGAUUUUCCUGCAUUGUCUUUUUUAUGUCCAAAGGAAAUGUCCAAAGGAAAUGUAUUGUGUAUAUUAAGAUAAAUAAUUUAAAGAACAUACUUAGAAAACUAACAAAUUACAUCUCUAUUGUAAGACAGUUAAAUCUCCUUAAAAUAUGUUGGUCGCUGCUGUUCAUGUGAUUAGAUAACACUGCAAGCCUUAUUUAACUGGAAAAAUGGUUAUCAUGCAGAUACAUGCAGGUUGAGCUUCUUUAAAAUAUUCACCAUAUUUAAGGGACGUGUUCACAAAAUGUCACAAUUACAAUUUUCCAUCUUUUUGUCCCAGAUCCAAAACUAAAUGAAUACUGUGCUUCAAGGAGACAAUUACAGUAAUGAGGUAGACUCAUAGUGAAAAUACUGUUUGUUAUUUAAAUGCUAGGUUAAUGUGUAACCCAAUGUUUAUACACACACACAUUACUUGAUUGAUAGUGUUGCACUUUAUCAUGAUUCAAGAAACACAAUUCUAUUUUGAGAUUAUUUUAUCUUUGCACUUGAAUAUGUUUUAUUAAAAUUGUUUUGUUAUACAGGUAUCAAUUCAACAUCCAUUUUCUUUGUUUUCUUCACAUUUAUUGUAUUACGUCAACCAGAAAAAUAAAAAUACAACUAUCUAUAUUUAAACAAGAAAUAUAAAUAAAUCAGAUUA